AUGGCACGGGUGCUAUUUCCUGUAGAAGCCAAAUUCUCUAUGCAGAUAGCAGAAGCAGAUUCAACAGCACAAUUUUUUGGGCUUUAUCAUCAAAAAGCUCUUGCAAAAGGUCAGUGCUUCUUCUCCAAUUGCUCGAAAGUUCUUGAUGAGCUUUUAGUAGAUGAAAAGGUCAGUACUCUCUUAUUGGACAACGGAACUCCAGAGGAAUGGAGGAUGAAAAGAAAGCGCUACACGGAACUCAAGGACGACUUGAUGAAGGAGUUUGACAAGGUCAUGUCUGCCAAAAAAUGGAACCACUAA
Fraxinus pennsylvanica is the source of this 300-nucleotide messenger RNA. NCBI's taxonomy places the organism in Eukaryota, Viridiplantae, Streptophyta, Magnoliopsida, Lamiales, Oleaceae. The record is from the annotation of a GenBank genome assembly.